AUGACCCCCCGUAUUAAACAAUCAGAGCUUCUGAAACCGGUCUAUUCAGAUGGGAAGGAAGUUGUAUCCGGGGCACCAAAAGAUCUUGUAACAAGUAGGGUAGUUAGAAUUUAUCAAGAGGCAAAGCCAGCUACACAAUCAGGACACCAUAAUGGUGAUCAUUGGAAGUUGGAUUGGGAUGUAUUGGGGAAAGGGAACAGAUGGGAGAACGACUUGAUGGGAUAUCAGGGCUCUUCCGAUUAUAUGCAAGGAACAAUUAUGAAAUUUGAUACUAAAGAGGCUGCUGUAAGGUUUGCUGAAAACCAGGGUUGGGACCAUUAUGUUCAAGAACCUAAAAAGAGACAUUUUAGAAAGAAAGAUUAUUCUGCUAAUUUCUAUCAUUCAGCAGGGCCACUAAAACACAUUAGAACUAAGUGA
Molecule: messenger RNA, 417 nt
Organism: Lodderomyces oxycetoniae
Lineage: Eukaryota; Fungi; Ascomycota; Pichiomycetes; Serinales; Debaryomycetaceae
Exons: 1
Coding region: 1-417 (138 amino acids)
Biological process (GO): electron transport chain
Source: RefSeq, a predicted model, not a curated record